Messenger RNA from Tribolium madens (black flour beetle), 1320 nucleotides. RefSeq names its product endonuclease III-like protein 1 (gene Nthl1). Lineage: Eukaryota; Metazoa; Arthropoda; Insecta; Coleoptera; Tenebrionidae. The record is from RefSeq and is a predicted model, not a curated record. Gene Ontology annotation, cellular component: nucleus. Bases 45 to 974 code for a protein of 309 amino acids. Gene Ontology annotation, molecular function: oxidized pyrimidine nucleobase lesion DNA N-glycosylase activity; DNA-(apurinic or apyrimidinic site) endonuclease activity; DNA binding. The transcript is spliced from 3 exons. Gene Ontology annotation, biological process: base-excision repair, AP site formation; nucleotide-excision repair; base-excision repair.
GUCACUUUUUAUAUACAUAACCUCACUUUUUCAAAUUUUGUUUUAUGAACUUUUCGUUGAGAAAACACCUAAAUAGAGCACCAAACUGUUUAAAACACGUUCAAUUUUUCACAAUUCUACAUAAUCUUCGAAGUGGUGUAGCUGUCAAUGUCAUGGAGGCGAGUCCAAGUCAGGACAACAAAACAGACUUGUCUCGCUUUAAAAUGGCCCCAAAACGCAAACUCUCACGAUUGCAAGUCUCCGAGACACGGAACAAGAGCACCAAGCGUGACCAUAUUACAAUUGGGUCAAGGGAAGGCCCCCCUGAAUGGGAAAAAACUCUUGCUAAUAUAAGAGAAAUGCGUAAGAAUUUUGACGCUCCUGUCGAUUCUAUGGGUUGUGAUAAGUGUCAAGAGGAGUCGGCAAGUCCUGAAGUUUUCAGAUAUCAGGCCCUUUUAGCCCUAAUGUUGAGCAGUCAAACCAAAGACCAAAUUGUAUACAGUGCCAUGCAAAAACUACAAAAACAUGGUUGCAACCCUAACAAUAUUUUAGCCACCUCUGAUGAGAAAUUAGGAGAACUCAUUUAUCCAGUAGGCUUCUGGAAGACCAAAGUGAAAUACAUUAAAAAAACCACUGAAAUCCUCAAAAAUGACUACAAUGGAGACAUUCCAAAGACAGUUGAGGAUUUGUGUAAACUCCCAGGUGUGGGGCCCAAAAUGGCCCAUUUGUGCAUGAAAACGGCAUGGAAUGAGGUCACAGGAAUUGGGGUAGACACCCACGUCCAUCGAAUCUCAAACAGGAUUGGUUGGGUCAACACAAAAACCCCCGAAGAGACAAGAAAAAGUCUUCAAGGGUGGCUACCCAAAGACUUAUGGGACGAAAUCGGGCUUUUAUUUGUGGGCUUUGGACAGCAAAUCUGUCAACCGGUGAAGCCCCAAUGUGUCACGUGCUUGAACAACACAGUGUGUCCUUUCACAAAAAAAGGCAAGAAAUAAUUAUCACAGUCGGUAAAGUAGAUUCCUGUAAUUUGCGGACGUUUCUGUCACACAUGGGCGACUCGUUACGUAAACAAAAGGGCAAAACAUAAUUAUAUUUCGCCACUCGUACCAAAUUUUAAAAAUAAAACUAAGACGGUAACGUAGAUGUCUGUAAUUUGUUGAUGUUUCUACCAGGCAUUGGCGUCUCGUUUAGUAAACAAAAGGGCAAGAAGGGUAAAAAUAAUUGUGUUACGCCAUUGAUUUCAUGCGUCAAAUGUCAAUUUAUUUUACGUUAAACUGUGUUUAAUACUGUUAUAAUCACUUUUGACCUACGUUCUAAUAAAUAGAGUUAUUCUUUACUACA